Trichomycterus rosablanca is the source of this 1338-nucleotide messenger RNA. It is a transcript of the gene rbks, whose product is annotated as ribokinase. NCBI's taxonomy places the organism in Eukaryota, Metazoa, Chordata, Actinopteri, Siluriformes, Trichomycteridae. Gene Ontology annotation, biological process: D-ribose metabolic process. Gene Ontology annotation, molecular function: ribokinase activity. The record is from RefSeq and is a predicted model, not a curated record. The coding region runs from base 35 to 1285 and encodes 416 amino acids. The transcript has 9 exons.
GAAGAUUUAUUUUAUAUUUUAUAUUAGGAUUUUAAUGUCAUGUUUUACACUCUGUGACUACAUUCAUGACAGGACAGGUAGUUACUGGUUACACAAGAUUCAUCAGUACAAGUUUUCAAUGUCAAACACAGUUAUGGACAAUUUUGUAUCUCCAAUUCACGUCACUUGCAUGUCUUUGGACUGUGGGAGGAAACUAGAGCUCGCGGAGGAAAUCCAGGCAAACACGGGGAGAACAUGCAAACUCCACACAGAAAGGACCCAGACUGCCCCACCUGGGGAUCGAACCCAAGACCUUCUUGCUGUGAGGCGACAGUGCUACCCACCCGCCCAAAGACAUGGCUCAAGAAGUAGAUGUUAUAGUAGUGGGUUCCUGUAUGACCGAUCUGGUCAGAUAUUUGUCAUUAGCCAGGCACCCCGACUGCCCAAAGCUGGAGAGACCAUACAUGGACACAAGUUCUUCAUUGGCUUCGGGGGCAAAGGAGCAAACCAGUGUGUUCAGGCUGCUCGACUGGGAUCUAAGACUGCAAUGGUGUGCAAGGUUGGAAAAGACUUUUUCGGCAACAACUACAUUCAGAAUUUUAUAGACAAUGGUGUAUGCACAGCUUUUGUGGAGCAGACAGCUGAAGCCAUGACUGGAUGUGCCUCUAUUAUCGUAAAUGAUGCUGGUGAGAAUGCCAUAGUGAUCGUCGCCGGUGCCAACAUGCUGCUGGGUGAGAACGAACUGCAGCGGGCACAUUCUGCCCUGGUGAAGGCCAAGGUGCUGGUUUGCCAGCUGGAGGUCAGCCCACAGACCUCUCUACAGGCUCUGAGAAUGGCCCGUCAGAGCCAAGUGAAGACCAUCUUUAACCCUGCCCCCGCUGUUCCGGAUCUCCAUGCUGACUUCUACAAAGAAUCUGAUAUCUUCUGCUGCAAUGAGUCUGAGGCCGAGUUGCUAACAGGGGCUCAUGUGGCGUCAGUAGAGGACGCAGGAAAGGCAGGCCGGGAGCUGCUAAAACGAGGCUGUGCUUCAGUCAUCAUCACCAUGGGAUCUCAUGGCUGUGUAGUUCUGCAGACCUCGGACCCAAAUCCCAAACACAUCCCCACCACCAAGGUCACCCCUGUGGACACUACGGGUGCGGGAGACAGCUUCAUAGGUGCGCUGGCCUUCUACAUCGCCCACUACCCUUCUAUGCAGUUGGAGGAAAUGGCCAGGAGAGCAAACCUGGUAGCUGCAGUGUCUGUACAGACGUUCGGCACUCAAACGUCUUACCCAACGAAGAAGGACCUGCCAGCAGAACUCUUCUAAUCCAUGUAAUCCAGUGUCUUCCAAUCAAGGAAUAAACAUUAACCUCAACCACA